Messenger RNA from Austrofundulus limnaeus, 1613 nucleotides. RefSeq lists its product as uncharacterized. Gene Ontology annotation, molecular function: guanyl-nucleotide exchange factor activity; phosphatidylinositol phosphate binding. Gene Ontology annotation, cellular component: cytosol; intracellular membrane-bounded organelle. NCBI's taxonomy places the organism in Eukaryota, Metazoa, Chordata, Actinopteri, Cyprinodontiformes, Rivulidae. The record is from RefSeq and is a predicted model, not a curated record. Gene Ontology annotation, biological process: endocytosis; endocytic recycling.
UUCAUUGACGGUCGUCUGGAUAUUCUUAACAAAGGGAAGGAUCCAGAUGAUCUAUUUGAGGACGAGAUCAUAAAAUGUGAAACAACAGCAGGAAGAAGCAAAUCUUAUCAGCAGCUGGUUGGAAAUUUAAAGAAAGGGGGCGGAGCUCUAAUCCUCAACAUGAAGAYCAAAGCAAACAUGAAAGCCAAAGGUCUCAGCAAGUCAGGUUUGAAAAACCUGCUAAUUCACAAGAGCCACAAUGAAGGUCAAAUCCUUCAGAGAGGAGGAUCGAUGUCACAUCGUCGUGUUCAGUCUGACAGUUUGCAGAACCGCCUGCCGAUCACACAACAUUUUGGGAAGUCACGACCGCGCCGGCCGGUUUUCAGAGACAAAGAAAACACAAAGGAURCUGAAGCUGUAUGGGAGAGAGCUGUGUCUGGGCAUGUGGAUGAGCCUGAUUCUGAGCUCCAGAAGGAUGAAGAAGAAGAGGGGGAUGACUCUCCCCUWUGUGACCCAGAAGAGAUGGAUCUUCUUGGGGAGAUCUUUGACACGCUCAGUGCACGCAGCUCCCACGACCGAGGCCUGCUGUAUGGCACUCGCAGCUUGGAUUUGUUUGGACCAGACAGCCAUGACUUCAUCAUGAAGCACGGUCCAGCCAACCCCAGCCAGGAGAGUCUGUCUCUGUCCAUCAGUGGCAGCGACAGUCUGCACAGCUGGAAUCUGGAAACCACUGAGGAGCUGUCAGAUCUGACAGAGGACUCUAAUUCUCUGUACCUGGAUGCCAGCUUGACCGAGGAGGGGGCUGAUAAUCUCCAUGUGGCAUGCAAAAUGAUAGAGGACAGAAGUGGACAGACAGAGGAUGGAGAGAAAUGUGAAGAAACUAAUGGAGCAAUAAUCAGGAAGGAGAUAGAAGAAGAAACGUUUAACAAAAAUAACUUUAAGGAAGUGAGGUUAGAAGAAGAGAUACAGAAAACYCCUGGGGAGGUUGGUGUAAAUGAAAUAACCAAAGGAAACAAGAAUGAAGAGUUAAAAGAGAAAAGGAACGAUGGUGACACUCAGAAUGAGGAGGAGGGGCAGGAGAGAGGAAUAAAUGAAGUAAUGGAAAUACAAGAAAGUGUGUUUAAGGAAGAGGAGAAAGAGAAAAAUGAGACAAAAAGUMAAGKAACUGAACAGUCUUURAACAAAAGCAUAAAACUGAAUCCUGUGGAAGAACAAACUGCAGUCCCACCUGAGACGCAGAGUCUUGCUGCGGACCAUAAACCUGCAGAACAUCAGGAGAAAUCRAAUGAAACCCCUCCAAAGAAUGAGAAGCACACAGUUCGACUGGCUUCCUCUCCCACCAUAGUGGUGUCUGCUGUGACACGUUUCCAGUCUCAGGACUCCAGUCAGACUUUUCAGUUAAGGUCUGUACCAAAGGCUUCAUCUGAGUCUGUGUUUCAAUGCAGGGAGAAAACACAAACUCACCCUCUGAGUAGGUCAGACACAAACAGUGAGACACCUGAGGAGGAAGACCACCCUCCACUCAAAGUGUCUGAGCUGAAGAAAAGAUUUGAAACAUGAAGAAGAACGCUGGUAAUGUUCAAAGGUUUGUCAUUGUGAACACAUGAAAAUAAUAAAGACAUCUCAUCCUCAAA